Messenger RNA from Penicillium samsonianum, 1644 nucleotides. RefSeq lists its product as uncharacterized. Gene Ontology annotation, molecular function: flavin adenine dinucleotide binding; oxidoreductase activity, acting on CH-OH group of donors. The coding region runs from base 1 to 1644 and encodes 547 amino acids. The record is from RefSeq and is a predicted model, not a curated record. Lineage: Eukaryota; Fungi; Ascomycota; Eurotiomycetes; Eurotiales; Aspergillaceae. The transcript is spliced from 2 exons.
AUGAUCCCGUUCAGCGUGGAAAAACAAAGAUUAUCUGCUCACAAGCGCGAGUUGUUCAACCGCUCCAUCGCCACAGCUGCCGAGAUGCCAUCCCAAGCUCUAGUGACUGAAAACGGUGUCGUGGCCCGGACGCUGCUCAAUCGCAACGUGGACACGACGGUUCGCUACGAUGUGAUCGUCGUCGGCUCUGGUAUGGGCGGCGGGGUCCUGGCGAGCGCGCUCGCGGACGCUGGAAAGCGGGUGCUGAUCCUGGAGGCUGGCUCCCUGCUCUUCCCGACCCAUAUUGGAAACCUGCCCCGACGCUUGCUCAUCGGCCAGUUCCAGAAGCACAUAUGGUCGCUGUGGGAAGAUUUCCAGGUCAUAAACUAUAAUAACGUACAAGGAUCGGCGUACAACGGUGCCCAAGGCUUCAAUCUAGGCGGCCGAUCCAUCUUCUGGGGAAGCUUCAUUCCAUCGCUGGCGGGCUGGGAGUUGGACGCAUUUCCUGUGGCAGUGAGGCAGUAUCUCCUCGAUACUGGCCCGACGGGUGGCUAUCCGGUGGCUCGUAGGGUAUUCAAUGCGGAUACCCCGGCGCAGAGCGCCUUUCAGACGACGUCGAGAGACACUUUGGAUCAGACUCUCCCCAACUGGAAGGCCGAGGACGCCUCAGUAGCUGUCGAAUAUACGGGGGCGACGAAUUGGUCCAUCCCGGCCGGUAUCUUUUCCACAGCGGACCUCUUAAUUGAAGACCAGUUGGUGCAGAGACCACCCAAUCUGGGCUCUGAGCGAGAGCCGCUGACUGUCAAUCUCAAUCACGCCGCCUGGAAUGUCACAUUUGAUGCUGGCGACAACAAACGCGCGACCGGCGUGCACUGCUUCGACCUGCUCGACCAGGUCCAGCGGACCUACACCGCCGACACCAUCGUUCUCAGCGCUGGCACCCUGGAAUCCGCGAAAAUAGCCCUCUUGUCCGGCAUCAACAACCCUAAGAUCGGGCGCGGCGUCACAGACCAUGCGAUCCUCUACCGCCACUUUGUCAUCCCCCCAAACGCCCUCGCCACCACACCACCCUCCGAAGCAGAGCCCAAGUCCGCCAAGAUCCUCCUCAGGCACCCGUCUGCCUCGCGCGAUGCUCACGCGUUCGACAUCAUUGUCGAGUUCGGGGCGGAGUUCAACCAGGGCCGCUACGUGAACCCAGAGCACCUCGCACAGGACGAGAACAUCCGCGCUGGGUACAUGCUCUGCGAGAUUGUCUUCCAGUUCUACUCCCCCAUCCUUGACGCCAACGCCAUCACCCUCAACGGCGGCAACCCUGCCGACCCGGUCAACUCUCUCAUCGACGAAGCCCGCGAGCUCGCCACCCGCGUCUUCAAGGCCUACAGUGCCCAGCCCGUGCUCGGCGAGCGCACGCUGCUCGCCGCCGACGACAAGGCGGACCUAGACCUGGCGAAAGUGGGCGGCGUGGCGCAUGAGGUCGGGAGCUUGCGGAUGGCGGGUGAUGAAAGCGGGGUCGUGGACGCGGACCUAAAGUUCGUAGGAUACAAGAACCUAUACGCGUGCGACAACUCGGUCUUUCCCAUGUCGCCGGCGGGAAAUCCGAGCCUCACGCUGGUGGCGUUGGCGGAGCGGUUGGCGGACCAUAUCAAGGCUAACCCUGGGGCAUGA